Molecule: messenger RNA, 1059 nt
Organism: Paramecium pentaurelia
Lineage: Eukaryota; Ciliophora; Oligohymenophorea; Peniculida; Parameciidae
Source: the annotation of a GenBank genome assembly
AUGUUAAGAAUAUUUAGUAAAUGUAGAUUCUCAACACAAAAUUUUUAUUAAUUACUGGGAGUUCGUAAAGAUUCUACAAAUGAAGAGAUAAAAAAGCAAUUUCAUAUUCUGGCCAAAAAGCAUCAUCCUGAUUCUCCAAAUGCUAAGGAGAGUGAUUAAGUAUAAAUUAAUUUAAAUUAUAGGAAUUGUUUAAAUCAAUAGUAGCAGCAUAUAAUACAUUAUCAGAUGAAAAUGAGAGAAAGAAAUAUGAUAGGAUUUUGAUAGAAUAAUAGUAAUAAUCUAAUGGGAGAUAAUAGAAUUAAGAAACAAGAACCUAAUAUUCUUAAUAAUAAAGACAGUAACAAUACAGACCUAUAAAUCCUAAUGCAUAGUUUUACUAUGAUUUUCGUAGGAAAACAUAAGAUUUCGAAGAGAGAGACUUUCAUAGACAAAGACACAAAUAUAUUUAAGACAAUCCAUUAUUUUAUAGUAUGAGGAACAGUCCAGAAUUGUAUGUAGUAAGUUUAGUAUUUUUUGUUAUAAUGUGGAGAUGGAAUUCUUAAAUGAUUGAAGAGAGAACCUAAUCUAGAUAUUAGUCAUUUCCAGAGGAUCCUGAAUUUAUAAGAGAGAAAGAAAGAGAUUACAAGAAACGUUAUGGUUAUUCACCUUAUCCAAAUAGAUAAAUAUUGUAUAAAGUAACAGAAAAAGAAUGCAAGUAAAUAGAUAAAUGAUAAAAUAAGAAACAUUCCAAUUCAAAUUCUUGAUGAGAUGGAUGAGAGUGGCAGAUACAAUAUGGACCCAUUUUGUUAUGAGAGAUUGGAUAGAUUUAAAUCAGAAUAGGGAGUUUAAGUCAUAUAAGGAAAUCAAGAUUCAGAAGAUACAGUUAAUAAAUACUUAAAAUUGUCAAAAAAAACAUAAAUUAAAAAAUAAAUUGUGGAUGAGGAAGAAGAUAAUGAUUAAGAUGUCUCUAAAUUAUAUUAAUAGGCAAAGAUCUUUAGAAGACUCAAAGGUCUUGAUUGUAAUCAUUUUAAUUUAUAAAAUGUAUAAAAUUUGUAAAAGAAUUAGGAAUAAUAAUAAUGA